CAGCAAUCGUAGAGAAUGGCUCACAAGGUCUUCGUUCUCCUCGCUCUCGUGGCUGCCGCCCUCGCCCGCCCGGACAGUCCUCCUGCUUAUGGCUACGGAACUCCAGCGCCCUCUUACGCCCCCGCCAAGUACGACUUCAACUACGCCGUCAACGACCCACCCUCUGGCAAUGACUUCGGCCACCAGGAGUCUCGUGAUGGAGACUACACUCAGGGUUCCUACUACGUCCUGCUUCCCGACGGUCGCCUGCAGAGGGUCACCUACAAUGUCAAUGGCGAUUCUGGCUACCUGGCCGAGGUCACCUACGAGGGAGAAGCCCAGUACCCUACCCAACAGCGUGCUUACACUCCUGCUCCAACUUAUGGAUAAUAUGUUUUAAUAUUUACUUUCUUUCUUUACGAAAUUGAUAUUGCACAACUGAGAAACGUUGUAGUAUACUAUUAAACAUUAUUUAUUGUCAACUAUUCCUUCUUUGUUCUGCUACUUUUGAUACAAUAAUCUGAAAUAAUCUGUUUAUCUAUUUCGUAUAUCUAUUUUGUUGCCUAUAUAACUAUGUGUCUCUAUCUAUUAUAUAUAUGAAAUACUAUACUAUCUA
This is a messenger RNA of Penaeus chinensis, 595 nucleotides long. Its product is annotated as pro-resilin-like. Bases 16 to 369 code for a protein of 117 amino acids. NCBI's taxonomy places the organism in Eukaryota, Metazoa, Arthropoda, Malacostraca, Decapoda, Penaeidae. Gene Ontology annotation, cellular component: extracellular matrix. The record is from RefSeq and is a predicted model, not a curated record. The transcript is spliced from 2 exons.